Molecule: messenger RNA, 1768 nt
Organism: Pocillopora verrucosa
Lineage: Eukaryota; Metazoa; Cnidaria; Anthozoa; Scleractinia; Pocilloporidae
Source: RefSeq, a predicted model, not a curated record
CUCGUCGUCAUGUUGGCAGGAGGUUGCCUAGCCUUAGAGCGAUCCAAUUCCUUUCUAUACUCAGUGUGAGGUCAUUACCUCUUUGGUCAUGCGAUAUCGAUAUGAACUUCUUCCAAUUUUACUGAGCAAUUCUGCGCACGACUUGAAACCGUUUAAAAGGAAAAACUCAUCAAGUUCAUCUGGCUCCUGAGUUGAACUCGUGGAAAGCCAUGGUUCUGUGUUAUUUUGGUGUGCUCAUCGUCAUAUGGCAUGCACAGCUGACCCAAGCCAUUGCACAGUGCGGUCCCCCCACAUAUUCAGAGUAUGGUCAUCAUCUUUCCGGUCACGUUAUUACAACAAGUAAAACUUCCAGCAUUACUGAGUGUGUGAUGUUCUGCUUGAACGAGUCUCGCUGCAAGAGUUUGAACUUUCGUUUAAAAGAUAAGUCAUGUGACUUGAAUGCUGCUGACAAACGUACUCACCCAAGGGAUUUUGGUCCGAAGGAAGGAUCAGUUUAUAUGAACAAGGAUGAUGAAUUCAAAUCUUGUUCAGAAAUUCUAAAGAAAUUGCCUCAUGCGGAAAGCGACAACUACUGGAUAACUAUUGGAAAUAGAGACGUACAAGUUUACUGUGAUAUGGAAAAACAUGGCGGUGGAUGGACCUUAGCCGUGAGUAUCAGUUCCAAGAACAACGAUCAUCUUCAAAGCGAUGCCAACAACUGUCUGAACUCCGUACUGUGCGUUCCUUUUAUGGACAAGAACCAGGGUAGAAAAUUGAGUGACAGCGAUAUACAUGAAGUAGCAAAGGAAGAAGGAACUUUUAGGAUCGAUGUGUUACAAAGUGAUGGCACUUUCUUGCAUACAGUAUUUUAUCGGAUACCCAGUGGGCAAAACAAAUUCAACUCAACAUGUCAUCAGGGAAAUUGUCCACGUAUUAUCAUAUCCCACUCCUAUCCAAAUGGUUGGGAGAGUAGCAGCUGCACAGGGAUUGAAAAGGGAUAUCUUAUCUUGCCGAACAACUACUGGGUUUUUGAUGGACAUGAUAACAGAGAGUGCGGCGGCUUGGCUUGGUCUUCGUCCCAAUACGGUAACGGAAAACGUGCCCUGUAUGGUUACACAAUUGGCGGCAAUCGUGGAAUAUACAAUAACAAUGCGGGGAUGAUGUACGUUAAAUAAACAUUGGACAGGUGUUGGCAUAGAUAAAUCUGAUAUGAUAUGUAAAGUUACUAUGAUUUACACAACCUUAAAUCGAAAAUUUAUCAAGGGGAAAAUUAUUUCUUACAUAGCGUUCAAGGGGACAAAACUCCUUUCACAAACAGUUCGCCGUAGUAGAGCUAUGGAUUAACCGAGGAAAUGUACCGAUGAUGAUUGAUAGAACGAUUUAUUUGUAAUUCCUAUAAGACUUAAGAGUUGACUUCAGAUUUAUUACUGAUUAAUCUAUGACUGAUUAUAGUUAGAAGUUUGUAAAACGCUCUACACUAAACGCCAUAACGGAAAUUUAUUCCUGCCUAACAGAUAUCUUGAGCAUGCAAACAGUAAAUAACUUAAUAAAAGAAAAAAAUACUUAGAAUAAGUUAUUAACUACGUAAAUAGAAAACUUGGUAAAUCAAUACAAAAAAUUUAAAAUUUGAACAUAAAUAAAGAAAUGAUUGCAAAUACGAUUGAUAGGUCUUACUUAUCUUAGUAGUGACGUAUACUAAACACAGCGAGAGAAAACCAAGAUUCGGGACGGCCAUUAAAUCCAUGAAAACCAUGCAUUAAAUUAGCAGAGUGGAAUAACUUAAAAGUGA